AUGUCUCUUAAGUUUAAUGCACAAUACAACUUCUUGCGAGUGCUAAACGGAUCACCGACUACUAUACAAAGAUAUCCUAUCCUCGCUCAACUUUUGCUGGACGUGUGGGGCACACAGGAUUACAUACAGCAUUGCGCUGGUGUGAUACUUACAUCGCGGCAUGUGAUAUCUACAGCGCACUGUUUCCAAUAUAAUCAGGACACAGGUAGAAACUACUCAUUUCCUCAAUACUGGCGAAUCCGUGUUGGUUCAACAUACCGGACGAGGGGAGGCGUGUUGCAUAAAAUUAAAACAAUUGCGACUCACUAUGGCUUUGACAGGCAAUAUUACACCAAUGAUAUAGCCGUAGUUGUUGUGGCUAAAAGAUUUACCAUUGGCAAUUUGGUCAGUCAGGCUACAAUUAUUAAGCCAAAAAGUGAACUUAUGCCGAAUUCUGUCUGCACUUUGGUUGGAUGGGGAUCAACUGAGAAAAAUGGUCCACAACCAGAUCAGCUUCAGAGGACCAUGAUGUUCGUAAUAGAUCAAGAAGACUGCAAGGCACGGUAUCAAACAAUCGGUGCUAUAAUCGCAGACUCAAUGAUGUGUGCUGGACGAACGGAUAUUGAUGGUGUUGACGGGUGUUUUGGUGAUUCAGGCGGCCCUUUGCUUUACAAAGGCGUCGUAGUCGGUCUCGUAUCAUUUGGUUACGCUUGUGGUCUCAGAUAUUAUCCUGGAGUUUAUACAAAAGUGUCACAUUAUACGAAUUGGAUCAUUAGUACAAUAUCCACUAAUAAAUAA
This is a messenger RNA of Vanessa atalanta (red admiral), 777 nucleotides long. RefSeq names its product trypsin, alkaline A-like. Gene Ontology annotation, molecular function: serine-type endopeptidase activity. Gene Ontology annotation, biological process: proteolysis. The transcript is spliced from 4 exons. The record is from RefSeq and is a predicted model, not a curated record. Bases 1 to 777 code for a protein of 258 amino acids. Lineage: Eukaryota; Metazoa; Arthropoda; Insecta; Lepidoptera; Nymphalidae.